This is a messenger RNA of Emys orbicularis (European pond turtle), 467 nucleotides long. Its product is annotated as H(+)/Cl(-) exchange transporter 5-like. The record is from RefSeq and is a predicted model, not a curated record. Bases 276 to 467 code for a protein of 63 amino acids. NCBI's taxonomy places the organism in Eukaryota, Metazoa, Chordata, Testudines, Emydidae. The transcript has a single exon.
AGCUUGUAAAUGUGGGAAAUCCAGUCAGAUCCCUGGGCUAGAACAGGCAGCUGUCAUACUUCAUGUAGGCUUGCCAUAUUGAAAAAAUAAAUGUUACCUCCCUUCCUGUAUGUAGGAUACCAGGUCUACCAUUUUAUUCCAUUCAGUUAGUCAGACUGGAUUAGCACAUAGUCAAACAUCAAUUACUGUGGAACAUAGGUGUACACAUUGGUGUCUUCAACCUUAUACUAUGAAACUAUCUUUUGUUUUCCAUUCUAGGUUCAGAGGCUGUAGCCAUGAAUAAUAAAGGCUUUCGACGAGGGAGUUUCCAGAGCAGCACCAGUGAUGAAGACAUGGUGGAGAUAGCAGGAGGAGCUCUGGAUUUCUCCAUCACAGAUGAUGAUCCCCCGCUGGAUAGAGAGAUGUUGGGAGGUAAUGCUCAUGUUGCCGUCUCCAUUAAAUUCCUCAUCACUAAAAUCUUUAUGUAG